Messenger RNA from Paramecium tetraurelia, 903 nucleotides. RefSeq lists its product as uncharacterized. Lineage: Eukaryota; Ciliophora; Oligohymenophorea; Peniculida; Parameciidae. The record is from RefSeq and is a predicted model, not a curated record. The transcript has 3 exons.
AUGGAAUCCAAGAGCACUGGUACUAAAAGACUUAUCUCGGUUGGAUCUCUGUCGAACUAUGAAAGAGCCGAAUUUAUCUCCUCUAAAACAGACACUAAACAAAGAUUAGGGGAGCUCUUCAUUUAUGAGCCUACCAAACUAGAGAUGUUUGGAUUGAGACAGCAAAUAGUGAGUACACGAAUUCCAAGAUUCGAACAUCCUAAACCCAUGUUUGAUUUAGAUUCUCAGCCAGACAAAACCUUAACACAUGUCGCAUCCUAAACUGAGUGUCAAAAAUGCAAUCACAGUAUGGGUAAGAUCGUGUAACCUAAACUAAAUAUGGAAUCGCUGCAUUUAUCAGCUCCUUCUUUGCAACCAUAUGAAAAGUAGGAACCUAAAGUUAUAGUUCCAAAAUAAUUAUCAAGCCAUGUGGUGAGAUAAAAAAAGAAGGAUCUGCCCCCCAUCUUGCAAUAUUCAUUCAUCCAACCUCCACCAGUCUUCACAUAGUCUGCCAAGGCUGUGAGAGAAUAGAAAUCCUUUGGCAAAUUGUCUUAAGGCAGGAUAUCCAAGAAAUACGAUAACGAAAUGGUUAAAGUCAUUCAAUAGGAACUCAGUCAGCAAUUGCAUAAAAUUGAGGAUGAGAUCUCAGAGAAAGGAUACAGUGUCCCCAUCAAAUAUUCAAAUCUCAAAAGAACCAAGUAGAUGACCUUGAGCAAGAAAAUCAAGUAAGAAAAACAAUCAUAAAUUUUGAAUGAAAAGAAGACAGAAUCUCAAUUCUUUAUGUAAAAGGAAAAAGAAAAAGAAAUUAGGACUAUAGUGUUCUUGAAAUAACCAGAGAAGAGUCAGUCUCAAAUUCGACUCUAAAAGGAAGAAAACAGCAACAUCAUAUUUGGGUAUUCAAAUAGAAAGGAGGAAUAAACUUGA